AUGGUUUUGACUGAUGAUGAAGGGCAUAUUAAUGGUUAUAAUGCUGGUGCUGACGAUCAGGACGACGAAAACUCGUUCCAAUCAAGUGACGGUGAUCGAAAAAGUAAUUUCGAUCCUUAUCCUUUGUCAAGUAAGAACGAUCAAGAGGAGAUGAGUUGUUCAUUUGAUAACGAGAUGAAUUCGACGCAUGGCAGUGAACAUGGUGACGACGCUUUAUCGUCUUUCGAUUUGGAUGAAUCACUGCUUAAUUUUACCAGAACACAGUUAUCGUCUGCUUUAAAUAUAUCGUCUACAUCGAUGUCGUCCAAAAGAACAAGACUAUCGUUUAGUGAUUCACUUGAAACGUUUCAGCAACAAGAAGACCAGGAAGAUGAACAGCAAGAUAAAAUUAUAAUUUCUCGCACAUCAUCAAGUCGAAAAUCAGUUUUGAAAACAUCCAAGGGCCCGGUUAAUAUUGAGAAUGUUGGAUCAUGA
This is a messenger RNA of Didymodactylos carnosus, 474 nucleotides long. NCBI's taxonomy places the organism in Eukaryota, Metazoa, Rotifera, Eurotatoria, Philodinida, Philodinidae. The record is from the annotation of a GenBank genome assembly.